UAGAUAUGGCAUGGACUCACACAUCAGCUGGAGACCGUAUUCUCGCAUGAUGUGGCGACCACAGCGAUGCAAGUCGCUCAGGCAUUCCGAGAGAUCGGCCUCGAAGGAAGGGCGCCGCAGGCCGCGCUGAACUGCCUGCAAGAUGUGAAUGACACCCAUUACCUUCGCCUACGCUAUACUUACGAAGAGCUCAAGUUACUCGAGCACGCCCCAGCCUCGCUCUCUCAGCGCAUCAAAAAUCGACUCGUUCACACGGCCAUUCACUUGACCAAAGCAUACGAUAUCCAACCGGAGCGCUUGGUACUCAAGAACCAUCUUCAGCUAUGUGGAGGCGCGGCGGUGAAUGGUGGUGGCUUUGCAGACGUUUGGAAAGGUAUCUUGAACGGCGAAGAAGUGUGCGUCAAGGUCAUCAGGACGAAUCGCAAGAGUGCCGAUGCCGCGUCGAAGGAAUUCAGCAAGGAGGCUCUGAUUUGGCGGCAACUGAACCAUCCGAACGUCCUUCCCUUCUAUGGCGUUUACUACAUGGAUGACGCACGGAGUAUGCUGUGCCUCGUCUCUCCGUGGAUGGAGCAUGGGCACGUUAUGGAAUACCUCAGAAAGAGCCCUCCGUCGAUCAACAGAGUGGCGUUGGCCUACGACGUCGCAAGCGGCCUUGCCUACCUCCACGGCGAGAACGUGGUUCAUGGCGAUCUGAAAGGCGCCAACAUUCUUGUGUCUGCGUCAGGCAAGGCCUGCAUCGGCGACUUUGGCCUUUCGUCGGUCACCGACAUCGCCUCUAUCUACCAGCAGACCGAUGAUGCAUCCUCGUCGUACUUCUGCGGCUCCGCCAACUGGGCAGCACCAGAGGUUCUCCAGUCAGGACAGCUGAGUGACAAGAGCGACAUUUAUGCAUUCGCGUGCGUCGUGUACGAGCUAUUCGCUGGCCAUGCACCGUUCGCGGAUGUCCCAAACGGCGGCUGUGCGAUCUUGUUCAAAGUUGUCAUCGCCAAGGAGCGUGCCGCACGGCCGCUCUCUCCUGUGCUUUCCGACGCUGUCUGGGCACUUGUAACCCGCUGCUGGGCUCAUGAGCCUGCGGAGCGACCCAGCGCACAGGAGGCUAUGGCCGCGCUGCGCGCCGAGCUUGAGGCGACGCCGGAAGCGAAGACCUGGGACGCGUCCAUUCCCUCGAAGAUCCGCGCUGCACUGGAGGAACUGCCAUUCUGCCCGACCGUGGACAACAUCAAGAUCCUCACGGGGAAACUGUCGCGGGUGGAUACUAUGGAUGUGGACCCCGCCAAGCCAUCGACGGGAACCAUCCGCCAGGGCACCUCGAGGGCUGACGGCAGACGGCCGACAAAAGCUCCGUAUGGUGCUGCCCGCCCGCGCGCUACCACUCUGAGAGCUACUGCGCCAGAGUACAUACCUCACUCCCUAGCGCGCUCGCACAGCGAACCAUGGCAGACGGAAGUAUGGCACGCCCCGAAAUCGUUUGUCCGACCACUCGUCCGCACUCCAUCCGCCCCCUCCGCCAGCCCCUACUCUCCUACACCAUCCCCGUUGGCCUCGUGGAGCGCGUACGCGCAGCCUCCACUGGAGCUACAGAACUCGAAGCGCAAGACACGAGACAGCGCCGUGUGGAACCAAUGGCGAGGAGACGAUGUUGAUUCCUGGGAGGAGGAAGAUACGUUGGUGUCGUCGCGGGCCCCGAGUCCUGCCUCCACAUGUGUGGACAGCCCGCAGCAACGGACGUGCCUGUUGUCUCUCAACCCGAGAGCUGCAGAGUUCGUUCCAUGCGCGGUCUCUAAGAGGGAAUGUUGGAAUUUCUAGGUCUAUUCCAUCCAAACAUAUGCCCAUAUGAUGCUCACGACACGGGACGGAUUUGUACACUACAUAAAUUAUUCGGUCCUGUUCUGCAGUUAUGUUGUGC
Molecule: messenger RNA, 1906 nt
Organism: Schizophyllum commune H4-8
Lineage: Eukaryota; Fungi; Basidiomycota; Agaricomycetes; Agaricales; Schizophyllaceae
Product: kinase-like protein
Exons: 6
Coding region: 67-1806 (579 amino acids)
Biological process (GO): protein phosphorylation
Molecular function (GO): ATP binding; protein kinase activity
Source: RefSeq, a predicted model, not a curated record